Messenger RNA from Phalacrocorax carbo (great cormorant), 2781 nucleotides. Lineage: Eukaryota; Metazoa; Chordata; Aves; Suliformes; Phalacrocoracidae. The record is from RefSeq and is a predicted model, not a curated record.
CGUGGUCGGGACGGAGGAAGCGGAAGGGUCGGGAAGAUGGCGGCGGUGGCAGGGGGAGCCUGGGGCGGCCGGAGGAUGGAGGCCGCUGCGGGCGGUUGCCGAGCCCCGCUCCCGGCCUGGUGGGGGCUGCUCCAGGGGCUGCUUCUCGCCGUGCUGGCAGCGGGCUCCUGCUGGGGGAACUCUGUUGAGAGGAAGAUCUACAUCCCCCUGAACAAAACAGCACCGUGCGUUCGCCUCCUGAAUGCCACCCACCAGAUUGGCUGCCAGUCCUCCAUCAGCGGAGACACAGGGGUGAUCCACGUGGUUGAGAAGGAGGAGGACCUGAGCUGGGUGCUUGCUGAUGGCCCACACCCACCCUACAUGAUACUGCUAGACGGGAACCUCUUCAACAGGAGGGUAAUGCUGCAGCUGAAGGGAACCUCGCGAGUGUCAGGCCUUGCUGUGGCCAUUGCCAAACCUAGCCCUCCCCAGGGAUUCUCUCCUGGUUUGAAGUGCCCCAAUGAUGGGUUUGGUGUGUAUUCCAAAGAUUACGGCCCUCAGUUCGCACACUGCAAUAAGACUGUGUGGAAUCCCGUGGGGAGUGGGCUUUCCUAUGAGGAUUUUGACUUCCCUAUUUUUCUCCUUGAAGAUGCCAAUGAGACGCAAGUUAUUAAGCAGUGUUACCAAGACCAUAACGUCCCUCGUGAUGGAUCUGGCCCCGAGUACCCUCUCUGUGCCAUGCAGCUUUUUUCCCACAUGCAUGCUGUCACCAGCACCGUUACCUGCAUGAGGCGCAGCUACCUCCAAAGUACCUUCAGCAUUAAUCCAGAGGUUAUGUGUGAUCCUCUCCUUGAUUACAAUGUGUGGAGCACCUUGCAACCUAUCAAUUCCUCUGGAAAAGUCGAUCCUGAGAAGGAAGUUAUUAUUGUCGCUACGCGAAUUGACAGCCAUUCCUUCUUCUGGAACAUCGCACCUGGGGCAGAGAGUGCCGUCUCUUCUUUUGUGACCCACUUGGCCGCUGCUGAAGCCCUUCAUAAAGUGUCAGAUGUUCAUCUGCUGCAAAGGAAUAUAAUGUUCACCUUCUUCCAAGGGGAGACCUUUGAUUACAUUGGCAGCUCACGAAUGGUGUACGAUAUGGAAAAAGACAAGUUUCCUCUCCGCUUGGACAACAUUCAUUCAUUUGUGGAGUUGAAUCAGGUGGCUCUAAGGAAUGACUCCGUUCUGUGGAUGCAUACAGACCCCGUCUCUCGGAUGAAUGAAUCUGUUGAAGUGCAGGUUAGAAACCUGCUAGAUAUUCUGAGUAAUAGCAGCGUGGGAGCAAAUGUGACUUUGCAGGAAGCUGGAUAUUCGCAGCCUCUUCCCCCAUCUUCCUUCCAGCGCUUCCUUCGGGCCCGGCACAUCCCUGGAGUGGUCCUAACUGACCACAGGAGCGCCUUCCAGAACAGAUACUACCAGAGCAUGUACGACACUCCAGAGAACAUCCGGAUGCAAUACCCCGAGGGGCUUAGCCCUGAGGAGACCUUAGAGUAUGUCACAGACACAGCCAAGUCCCUGGCAGAAGUUGCCACAGUGGUCGCCCGUGCUCUCUACCAGCUUGCGGGGGGAGCCAACAACACCUCUGCUAUUCAGGCAGAUCCAAAAACGGUCUCUCGAAUGCUCUAUGGGUUUCUGAUUAAAAUGAACAAUUCCUGGUUUCAGUCCAUCAUUAAACCAGACAUAAAAGGAAUUCUGGGUGACGUUCCUCAACACUACGUUGCCGUUUCCAGCCCUGUGAACACUACCUACCUUGUACAGUAUGUCCUGGCCAACCUCACGGGCACUGUUGUUAACCUCACCAAGGAAGAGUGCCUGAACCCUGAAAAAAUACCCAGCAGUGAGAAAGAAAUGUACGAAUAUGCCUGGGUGCAGGGUUCCCUGGACCCUAACUCAACAUCACGGGUCCCCUACUGUGUUCGGUCAACUGUUCACCUAAGCAAAGCGCUCUCUCCUGCCUUUGAGCUGAGGCAGUGGGGUUCUACAGAGUACUCCACAUGGACAGAGAGUCGGUGGAAAGAGAUCCGUGCCCGAAUAUUUCUGGUAGCCAGCAAGGAGCUAGAGAUAAUCACUUUGGUUGUGGGCAUUGCCAUUCUGAUCUUCUCUCUCCUCGCCACGUAUUUUAUCAACGCCAAAGCAGAUGUACUUUUCAGCAUCCCGCAGGACCCUGGGGCUGUGGCUUACUGAAGAUGCUCUCUGGGCUUGAGAAGUCUUAGUCCUUGGAUUACAAUUUUCAAAGCUAAAACUACACUGGAAUGCCCCUCUCUCUGGAUAGGGAUGCAAAUGGUUCUCUCCAGAGCUCCUGUGCUCGCGUUCUGGGGACCGAGCCCUGAAACGUAAGAGACUUCUAGAAAACCGUGCCGACCAAGCCCUAAAGAAACUGUGACUGAGAAAUUCCCAAAGCCUUUCUUUUUAAUUUGUCCUUACUUCUGAGCAACUUGAGAGGAUCGGUCCCGAAUGCCACUGAGACGACGGUGGGAUGGAUGUGUUCCCUAACUGAAGGCAAGGGUGGAGAGGGUGAAGGUGUUUUCUCUGCGAUGGAUGCGGACCAGCAGAUUUCCGUGGCGCCUGACAGCAUAGGUUGCCUGUUAGUGUCCCACAGUUGCUGUGAAUUUGUGUAUACUACAAUGCAGGGAGGGCAAGGUGUGUUUAACAGAUGAUUAGAUGUAAAAUGUCCUUUUUUUUUUUUAAUGGUGCAAUAUUUUCUGGGUUUUGUAUAUAUAUAUAAAUAGUUCCGUUUAAUUAAAAAAAUCUCCACUUACAAAUUAA